GUCUCUGUCUUAAUGACCACGUCUCCUGUCACAGCAACUUCCCUGGAAACUCUUGGCUACUUCCCAAGAACAAAGAAGGAGAAUAAAAGGAGUCUUGUCGAUGGAGAACCACCCAAUCCAGUCCCCUCAUCCCAUCGCCCCCCACUCCACCACCAGUAGUAGAUGCAUCAGCAACGACGAUGGAGUAACAGCAGCAGCAGCUCCUCCGACACCGCCUCCACCUCCAAAGUCCACUCCAUGCGCCACCACCUUCGUCCAGGCCGACACCUCUUCCUUCAAGCAAGUGGUGCAGCUGCUCACCGGCUCCGCCGAGACCACGGCGAAGCGCUGUGGCGGACUGCCGCCGGCCGCCAAAGCCGUCACCGGCCCCAAGAGGCGGGCUUUCAAGCUGUACGAGCGCCGCAGCAACCUCAAGACGAUCGGCCCUCUGAAAUCGACCGCGUUCUCGCCUCAUAAGCGACCGCCGGAGAUCAAGUCGCCGAUCGUGUUGGACUUCCCUUCGCUGACUCUCAGCCCCGUCACCCCGCUGACCCCUGAUCCCUUCGACCGGCUGCUGCAACCGUAUUCCGCUGCGAGGAUGUCGGCCGACGCCCGUUCCAUCGCCGAGAAGGGGUUCUACUUGCACCCGUCGCCGAGGACCACGCCAAGGGAUGCGGAGCCGCCGAGGCUGCUGCCGCUGUUUCCUAUCUCCUCGCCGAGAACGUCAUCUGCUUCAGCCGCUUGUUCGUCUACCUGAUGCUUUUUACUUGCUUCCAGAAGAAAUAUAUCUGCUUCAUGCGAAAAACUCGUGCUCUUUCUCUGAAUUCUCUCUGAUCUUGUCUUCUCUUUGUGAUGCUACAAACCAAAUUCUGGGAGUAUACAGACAUCUUUUUCUUCAAGCUCACAGCAUGCAGUUCAUGUGCAUCAUUUUUCCUC
Molecule: messenger RNA, 915 nt
Organism: Musa acuminata subsp. malaccensis (wild Malaysian banana)
Lineage: Eukaryota; Viridiplantae; Streptophyta; Magnoliopsida; Zingiberales; Musaceae
Source: RefSeq, a predicted model, not a curated record